Molecule: messenger RNA, 6024 nt
Organism: Hippopotamus amphibius kiboko
Lineage: Eukaryota; Metazoa; Chordata; Mammalia; Artiodactyla; Hippopotamidae
Gene: TP53INP1
Product: tumor protein p53 inducible nuclear protein 1
Exons: 4
Coding region: 641-1429 (262 amino acids)
Biological process (GO): positive regulation of DNA-templated transcription; autophagosome assembly
Cellular component (GO): nucleus; autophagosome
Source: RefSeq, a predicted model, not a curated record
GUAUACUGUACUUACAGAUUUUAAAUGUAAUUAGCUGUGCUUACAAUCAUAUAUAAGAACAGAGCAGAGGAAGGUGCCAGGAAAAGGUGAGGGCCUGGUGUGAUAGUGGUCACUCACUGGCCACUAUUGCUGGGUUCAUUUGGCAGCUUCUCACCCGUUGACCGCGAAUACCUGGUUUUUGCUCUACUUACAGAAAAGUAGUAUUGUUCAAAUUUAUCCCUUAUGAUAAAAGCACCGAUGUGAAGAAGAACCAACCCCUUCUACUGCACGUUUUGAGAUAUUUACAGAUUGCAUCUGAGUACUCGAUUCAUAAUGUUUGUAAAAAAGAGGUAUUGUGUUUCUUGUGUUUGUAAGAAGGGAAGAGCCAUAACUGUAGGCUAAGGCAUGUGCUUUUUCCUAAGGGUGGGGAUAUGUGUAUUUUAAAACCACAUACGCAUAUUAUAUAAACAUGUGCUGAUUGGAAAUAACCUUCUUUUUCUGUUUUAUUUUAGGGAUAAUGACUCUUCUUGCUUCUCACCUAAGUUGAAUAAGCACCUUGUGCACUUUAAUCCCCUGUCAGUGCCAUCAGGCUGACUGAAGACAGGUUUUUGAAAUCUCAGCUAUAAAGACAUCCAGCCAAAGUCUCAAUCUUGCCUUAACAAUGUUCCAGAGACUGAAUAAAAUGUUUGUGGGUGAAGUCAAUUCUUCUUCCAACCAAGAACCAGAAUUUAGUGAGAAAGAAGAGGAUGAAUGGAUUCUUGUUGACUUCAUAGACACUUGCACUGGUUUCUCAGCAGCAGAAGAUGAGGAAGAAGAAGACAUCAGUGAAGAGUCACCUACCGAGCACCCUUCAGUCUUUUCCUGUUUACCUGCGUCUCUUGAGUGCUUAGCUGAUACAAGUGAUUCCUGCUUCCUCCAGUUUGAGUCCUGUCCGAUGGAGGAGAGCUGGUUUAUCACCCCUCCCCCGUGUUUUACUGCAGGUGGAUUAACCACUAUCAAGGUGGAAACCAGUCCUAUGGAAAACCUUCUCAUCGAACACCCCAGCAUGUCUGUCUAUGCUGUGCAUAACGCCUGCCCUAGCCUCAGUGAGGCCCACUGUGGGACUGAGGAAUUUCAUGACCCAGGCAGUCCCAGGUACGUUACUCUCUCCACAGACAGUCUGGGCCAGGAAAAGCUGCUUAUAAGACUCACUGGCACAGAAGUGGAAGCUCAGAAUGAAAUGGGGCAGCACAUUCACUGCUAUGUUGCAGCUCUUGCUGCUCAUACAGCUUUUCUGGAACAACCCAAGAGCUUUCGCCCUUCCCAGUGGAUAAAAGAGCACAGUGAAAGACAGUCUCUGAACAGAAAUAGCCUUCGUCGCCAAAAUCUUACCAGGGAUUGCCACUCUCGGCAAAUCAAGCACAAUGGCUGGGCUGUCCAUCAGCCCUGCCCACGUCAGUACAAUUACUAAGAAUUUCGUGUGUUUGGUUGGUUUCUCUUGGUUUGUGCAUAUGUGUGUGCGUGUGUGUGUGUGGACAAUGAAUAUGCUGUCUCUUUACAGCCAACCGAUGACCAAUCACAUAGUUUUACCCGUGUGUUUAGACACUAUCUUGAAAACCAGAUUUACAUGCUGUGUAUCACGUAAUGCCUUGCUCUUAACAUUUACUUUUUUGUAAAUCUUUUCAGAAACAUAUCAAUACAGUUACAGUGUUUGGUGUUUGGGGAUGUCUUUAAAUCAAUAAGGUGUACACGAGUUAGCAACUUAAAGACAUUUCUUCCCAAGUACGAGAAUAGGCAUAGUUCAAUUUCAUCUUAUUUGGUAUUAAUCAGUCUUUUGAGUAAGCAGAAAUUUAUUCUCAGGGUCAGCCAUACACUUUAUUGACCAGUACUUGAUAAUCUUUUCUGUAUAUAACGAAUACAUUUUUACACACUAACAUGAGCAUUAACAAGUGAUGUGGUUGCCACAGAGAUAAUGGAAUUAUGGCUGAACUUUCUUUUGGAAGAAAACUUGAUAUAUUUCUGUGUGUAUGGGUUUUUUAUUUCCCAGAUUAGCCAUACAGUUCAUUUUGGAAUUCAGGUACAUUAAGUGUUAGCAAACAGUGCGUUCAGUAAUUCCGAUGUGACUGUGUAACAUGGUACAGACAUUACAGGCAUCGUGGGACAACAGCACCUGUCUCACAUGCAGAGCGAUUAAAUUAGACCUGUGAAAUUGUAUUUGGAAAAAUGAAAUGUGUGUCUGUAACUAACCCAUUGGUCCACUAUUUAAGUUGUCUGGAUUCUUUCCUGCCAGCUCUGCCUACUCGCCACCUCACGUCAGCUGUAAAUUCAGAAGUACUUGUCCUGGCACUUGAGUGACUUCCUAUUUAUAUGUGCCCAAGGGAAAAGAGACGGGCUUUGUAUUUCUGAUACAGUGAUAGAUCCUCUGCCAGGGAGCCUGUCCUGCCAAGUGGCAAGCAAGGGUGAAGUGGAUUCCUGGUGACAUCUUCUCAUAGCAUCUAAAUGAAGAGAAUGACAGGUUGGCUUCCUUGAGUUUUCAUUUUUUUGUUUUCACUCGGGCUUCAGGCAAAAUCCUUAACCACUUUGGCCUCUGUUUCCUCCACCAGUGGGGGAGUAGUAACAGGUACCUCCCUCACAGUUGUUGUGAGGACUGUAUACUGAUUUGAAGUGGAGCUGUCCAGAACUGAUCCUUGUGUGGAAUUCCAAGGGCCUCUCUACCGAGUCCAGUGAUGGGGGUGGGGCCUGUGGCAACUCUUCUGCCACAACUGUUCUUCAGAGUGUUGGUGCUAAUGAGGCCAGGGUGCAGGGUUCGAGUCACACAGAGGCCAGUUAACGCAGAGAAAAUCGAUUUCCUUACCUCUAGCCAGUCACUUUAUUUUUUAGCAGUUGUAAUGGGUUUUGCUGAGCCAUCUGCACUCACCAAUUUCCUCUGAAAUUAAGUUAAACACAUUUACAAUCCAAAGCACAUUCUACUGACAGAGCAAUACUAUCACCUGCAUGAUCAAAUAGCUUAUUUUUUCCAUCUCCUCUGCAACCCUCAUUAAAUAAGUACAUGGCUAUACAAUGUUUUCAAGGGAGAAAGCAGCAUAUAGUUAUGUGAAGUAUUAUUAUAUUCUUCAGUAACCCUGUAGCAGUUGGAUGCAGGGAACCACGCGAGACAUUUUUUUUAAGUGAAGAGCUGUGUUCUUUUCUGACUAGACUGGGAUGUGUGGAGUCAGAAGAGGUCAGAUAGCUUAGUUGGACGGUGGUAUGAGGUUGGUCCUCCACUGGCUGUGCUGAAGGGCCAGGAAUGUCUUUUCAGAACGAGAGUCUAGAUCCCCCUUCUGUCCUUAGGCCCCCUUCCAUUUCAACUACCCCUUAAUUUAUUUGUUUUCUAAUUAGGGGCCAAGUCUGUAAAGUUUUGUCAAACUGAGCUAGAAGUUAUUUUGUUAUUUGUGUUUACCAGAGUUGGGAGGUAAGGUAGAGUUUUCAUGAAGGUGUGUAUGUUUUAUACCACGACUGUUAAAGGGCCGUAUGUUGCUAACUUGAGCAUGGAUGUAAGCCUCUGAAUACAUGGGGUUCUCUUUUUUCAUAUAUUAAAUGCAAAUUAUUAGUACCUCACGAGCUAUAGAAGUUCAGCCAUGAGAAUUUGUUUGGCAGCAUGAACAGAUUUGUAUAUAAAACUGCAAUGGUCUUUUUUUACUAUUUUUUCAGAUUUCUUAAUAUCUUAAAUACAUCUCUAUCAGUUAUUGACUUUUUGUUUGCCUUAUUUGGGCCAAGUUUUUUAUGCUUUGUACCUGGAAAACAAAUGAUUUUAGUCUUUGAGAUGUUUUUUUCAGUGUAAGGAUUACCACACACCGUCUGUGAUGUCAUACUGUCGUUUCUGUAUCAAUAUCUAAGGUUUCUGUCUAAGAUUGGCACGUGUAAGAAUUGAAGAACGUGGUUAUAUAAUGUAGUUGACGUUCUUGGUCAUAAGAUAUUUGCUAGAGAUCUACUAUGUGCAAGACACAAGAUCAAUAAUAACAGAGAGUGAUGUUAAGUAUUCUUUGAAACGUGGCUGAAAUGCAGCUUAUUAUAAGUUAAUUUUUUUGCUAUUGUAAAUAUUAGUGGUUUACAAUGUGCUUUAGUGCAUAUUCCUUAAAAAUUCAAGCAGUGAGAAAUAAGACCCCUUUGAAUUUAGUGCUCUGUUUCUAAACUAAUAUAGAAUGUUACUUGGAAAAAGUCUGGAAUAUAUGGUGCACACAGCAGUGCUUCAUGAAUGAGUUUCUUCGUUUUUAUAAAGCACCAUGUUUAUCAAAGUUUGUGUUUUUUGUUAAUAAAACAUUUUGUAAUGUAUAUCCUAUGUUUAUUACUUUUUCUUCUUCACCUAAUUUGAUUAUGUACUGCACUGUAAGUUGAAGAUUAACCACCCAUUAUUUAUCCUCUGUGGCAAUUUAUAAUAUAUGGUUGGGUGGGUGGGGAAUUUUCUGCAGAAAGUGCAAAGUGAUUGGGUUUUUUACUUACUGUUCCAGGGAGCUUUUUUUCUACAUUCAUUUCCUGUGCAUUCUUCCAGUUCCCCUGCAAACUGUUUCUGUUUACAUACCUUCUCUGUUGUAUCAGUACUUUGACUCUGGUGAGAUGACAGUUUACUUAAAACUUGAGAGGGCCAUUCACAUUGCCUAAUGUUUUUACUUCUCAAAUCUGUGUAGUACACUGGUUUGUAAUCUCUGUGUCUUCACUGAAUCUGAGUAUCUUUGCUAUUUCUCUUCCUCAAGAAAACAUAUUGUCUUUAUAUACUUUUAAGAAAAAAGAGCAAAGAAGGGUAUUAUUUUAUUCUCAUUUUUUUUUUUUUGAGUUGGAAACAAACAAAAAAAAUGAAGGACUCCAACUAGAAGAUAAACAUUUAAAUAGCUUAGUGGAGAAAGUUUAAGAGUUUCCAAGUAUUAGUUUUUGUUUUUAGAAUCAGUUAAGAGACUGCUCCUUGUACUAGAGAUACUAGCAUAUAUUUUAAUGUUACCUGAAAAUUACCUUUUUAUUUUAUGUCCCAUACAUACUGGUUAAAUUCUUUAAAAAGUUGGGGUACUAUCAUGGAUGGUUUCACUCCCAUCAGCCCCCACUGAUGUAUCAUAAAUGGCAUCCUUAUUUUAAUGCUUAAAGUUUUAUAUAAAAUGCUUUAUUUAGAAAACUUACAUAAUAUAGUGGUGUAAGCCUUGCCAUGUACCAAUUUCACUUGAAAUUUCACACCAAUUACAGUGGUUUGGGGUGGAGAAAGGUCCCGGAAAGCAUACAGAUAAGGAUAUCUUUUUCUAUUUGUAACAGUAUCCUUCACGUGGGAGAAGUUACUAUUCCAAGGAAGGCAGCUUAAGUGGAUAUUGUUUUGUGUGUCGUUGAGAAUUUUCCUUAAAAACUUUUUUUAAAUUGUGUAAUUGUUAAAUGCCCAGUUUUUCUCUGUAUUUUCCUGAAGUUUUAGUAUUUGUUUUCUAGGUGGGCUUCUGAAAACCAAACCAGUACUAGUACUUGGGGAGGUUCGAUGUGUGUGUUUCCAGGCUUGGUAUGCAUGAGUGGUUUUGCUUGCUUUUUUGGUUGUGUUUUCCUCCAGAGGUUUGGAACCUUAAUCAGUAAUUGUGUGUGUUAAUUUUUUUUUAAGUGGCUUUGUUUUUUGGUUUUUUUCCUCAAGUAAAAUUGUGAACACAUUUGCUUUUCAAGGGCAGGGCAUCAGUUCUAGAGACUGAAGAGUAUUAUAGAUUGUACUUAUGUGCCUUCUUGAUGUGUUUCUGGAAACAACUUUUUUUGACAACUUGAAAACUCAAAAGGGACAUUUGAUUAGGUUAUAUACUGUACAUCAAUCUAUGCAUAAAUGGCAGCUUGUUUUCUUGAGCCACUGUCUAAAUUUUUUUUGUUUUUAUAGAAAAUUUUUAUACAGAUUGGUUCAUAGAUGGUCAGUUUUAUACACAGACUAAACAAUACAGCACUUUGCCAAAAAUAAGUGUAGCAUUGCUUAUACAUUGUGUAUUAACACCAGUUCUUUGUAAUUGGGUUCAGUGGUGUAAUUCGCACUACCUGGAGUUACGGUUUUUAAUCUGUCAGUAAAUAAAAUGUCCUUUAAUUUCA